AAUAAUGUCAAAAAAGUGGCGGUUUUUUAACCUCAAUAAACGGAUUGAAAAGAAUUUCACCAAACAUCAAAUUAACAGCAAUAUUCUUCGAUUUAUUUCACGUCCCUUCGGUGAAUCUAAAUAGAUAAAACAUUUUUGAUAGUUUCUGAAAAUGGAAGAAAAAUUGAGCAAAUAUAAGAGCAAUGCACUGGAAGCAGUUUCUUUUACAUUAGUGAUUUCAGAAAGAGAAGUAGAUAAUCCUGGUGUUUGUGAAGAAAGAUGUAUGUUUCAACCUUUACUUGCUCAUCAAGUAUUUGGUGAAAGAGAAUUAAUUUUCGGCUAUGAAGAUCCACAUAUCAAUUUAUUCUACCAUCACAAUUCUUUAAAAUGUUUGUUAGAUAUUAAAUAUAAAAGUAAAAUAUCUGGAUUUGAAGUUGACGAUAUACCCAAACUGAUGAAUGAAUGGCUUCCGAGAAAUUAUUUCACUUCCAAGGAGGAAUACAAAAGAAUGAUCAAAAAUGAUGUUAAGGAUCAAAUGUUUGGAACCGUAAUUCAUCAAUUUAAACAAAGUAAUGAAGUUUUCUUUCUGGAUGAAGGAGAAGUUGCAACUUGUACUUAUAAAAUUACGCGUGUAAAUACACAGGAUGAGUUAUUCCAAGAAUACCACGAAAGAUUUGAAACAUUCAUUAUAUGGUUCAUUGAUGCAGCUAAUUUCAUCAAUCUAAAAGAUGAUAGGUGGAUUAUCUUCUAUAUGUAUGAAGAAGUAGAAUUGCCAGGAAAGAAUGAAAAAAUUAUUAGUCCAAUAGGUUUCACAGCAAUUUACAAAUUCUUCUCUUAUCCUGAUAGUAAUAGGGCAAGAAUUAGUCAAUUUUUCAUUUUACCAACUCAUCAAAAUAAGGGAUUAGGCACUAUUUUUUAUCAAACAGUCUAUAGCCAAAUUAUGAAGAUGCCGGAUGUAACAGAUUUGACAGUUGAAGAACCAAAUGAACUAUUCCAAAAGAUGCGCGAUUACUGUGAUGCAAUACUUAUCCAUACAGAUUUAAAGAAGAAUGGUCGUAACAUAGCAUCGAUGAAUAACAAAAUUCUGUACUCUUACUUUGCCAAACAUAAGAUAAAUAGGAAGCAAAGUUUGAGAUUAUCAGAUAUAUUACAGUACGUUACUGCCAUACAAAGUGGACCUAAACAAAGGAGACACAUACAAGAUCUUCUAUACGAGAGGUUCAAACAUCAAAAAAUGAAUGAAAAGAGAGUAGGUAAAAUGGCUAGAGGAUCACUUACUAACAAAGAAGAAGUAAAUGAGGAUGAAUUACAUCAAGAAAUAGAAUCCUAUAUCAGUCAAAUAGAACCUGUUGCUGAUAAAAUAGUUAAAGUAUUAUUAAAAGCAGAAUGAAUAUAUUUUGUUGUAUUACGUUUUAGGCUAAGAUGAUUACUGUGAAUCAUUGUGUUGUUACAAAUUUCAUGUUAUUGUUCAGUCUUUUUUUUACAUUGAAAAUGAAUUUGUAUUUCUUG
Molecule: messenger RNA, 1488 nt
Organism: Harmonia axyridis
Lineage: Eukaryota; Metazoa; Arthropoda; Insecta; Coleoptera; Coccinellidae
Gene: Hat1
Product: histone acetyltransferase type B catalytic subunit
Exons: 7
Coding region: 152-1369 (405 amino acids)
Biological process (GO): subtelomeric heterochromatin formation
Cellular component (GO): nucleus
Molecular function (GO): histone H4 acetyltransferase activity
Source: RefSeq, a predicted model, not a curated record